UCACACCCCUUUUACACUUGCAAUCGGCAAACCCAAAACCCUGACGUGCUCUCUCUCUCUCUCUGUACCCUCUGUGCUUCGCAAUCUCAUUGCCGAUACGGCGUCUACGGACCAGAAACAGAGAACUCAAUAUCGCUGCCUAAAAAAGCAAUUUGUGACGCCUCUCCGUCAACUCAGGUGACUUUUAUACUGUUUCGUCUCUUGAGUUGGCUGAACAAUUUCAGAUAUGUCGACUUUUGCCAAGCCUGAGAACGCUUUGAAGCGAGCUGAAGAAUUGAUAAAUGUUGGGCAGAAGCAAGAUGCAUUGCAGGCGCUCCACGACCUCAUCACGUCGAAGAGAUAUAGAGCAUGGCAGAAACCACUUGAAAGGAUUAUGUUUAAAUAUGUAGAGCUUUGCGUUGACCUGCGGAGAGGCAGAUUUGCAAAGGAUGGUCUGAUUCAGUACCGCAUCAUAUGUCAACAAGUGAAUGUGACUUCCUUGGAAGAGGUGAUAAAGCACUUUAUGCAUCUGUCCACAGAAAAAGCUGAGCUGGCACGGAGUCAGGCACAGGCAUUGGAAGAAGCACUUGAUGUUGAUGAUCUGGAAGCUGAUAAAAGGCCAGAAGACCUCAUGCUUAGUUAUGUCAGUGGGGAGAAGGGAAAAGAUAGGUCUGAUCGUGAACUGGUUACCCCUUGGUUCAAGUUUUUGUGGGAGACAUAUAGAACCGUGCUGGAAAUUUUGAGGAAUAACUCGAAGUUGGAGGCACUUUAUGCGAUGACAGCGCAUCGGGCCUUUCAGUUCUGCAAGCAAUACAAGCGGACAACAGAAUUUCGCAGGUUAUGUGAAAUCAUACGGAACCAUUUAAUCAAUCUUAACAGAUAUAAAGACCAAAGGGACCGACCUGACCUAUCUGCACCAGAGAGCUUGCAGUUGUAUCUCGAUACAAGAUUUGAGCAACUAAAGAUUGCUACUGAACUUGAACUCUGGCAGGAAGCUUUUCGUUCUGUUGAAGAUAUUCAUGGACUGAUGUGCAUGGUUAAGAAAACGCCUAAAGCGUCACUGAUGGUGGUUUAUUAUGCUAAGCUGUCAGAAAUUUUCUGGAUCUCAUCUAGCCAUCUAUACCAUGCUUAUGCAUGGCUCAAGCUUUUCACGCUUCAGAAAAGCUUUAAUAAGAACUUAAGCCAGAAGGAUCUGCAGUUGAUAGCAUCAUCUGUGGUUUUGGCAGCGCUUUCUGUGGCCCCAUAUGACCACACAUACAAUGCGUCUCAUACAGAACUUGAAAAUGAGAAAGAGCACAACUUGAGGAUUGCUAAUCUUAUUGGAUUUAAUCUUGACUCUAAAUUAGAGAGAGGAGAAGUGCUUUCACGGGCAUCUCUUCUAUCAGAACUGGUCUCAAAAGGUGUAUUGAGCUGUGCAAACCAGGAAAUAAAAGAUCUUUACCAUCUGUUGGAGCAUGAAUUUCAACCUCUAGAUCUUGCAUUAAAGAUACAGCCAUUGUUGACUAAAGUCUCAAAGUUUGGGGGUAAGCUGUCUUCUGCUUCUUCUGUUCCACAAGUGCAACUGUCUCAAUACGUUCCUGCUCUGGAAAAGCUUGCUACUUUUAGGUUGCUUCAGCAGGUCUCUAAGGUGUAUCAGACAAUGAAAAUCGAGUGUCUAUCUCAGAUGAUCCCAUUCUAUGAUUUUUCUGUUGUGGAGAAGAUAUCUGUGGAUGCUGUUAAGUAUAAUUUUGUAGCCAUGAAAGUUGACCAUAUGAAGGGUGUUGUGGUAUUUGGUAACCUGUUUAUCGAGUCUGAUAGGCUUCGGGAUCACCUGACAAUAUUUGCUGAAUCUCUAAAUAAAGCACGAGCUAUGAUAUACUCUCCUGCAAAUAGAGCAUCGAAGUUAGGCGAAGUGCUGCCUUCUUUAGCAGAUAUUGUCGAUAAAGAACACAAAAGGCUUCUUGCUAGGAAAUCACUUAUUGAGAAAAGGAAGGAAGAACAAGAACGUCAACUUUUAGAAAUGGAACGUGAAGAAGAAUCACGAAGGCUUAAGCUGCUGAAGAUUACCGAAGAGGCAGAGCAGAAGAGGCUUGCAACUGAGUAUGAGCAGAGGAAGAAUCAAAGGAUCCUUAAGGAAAUAGAAGAGCGGGAGCUAGAAGAAGCACAGGCUUUGCUUCAGGAAGCACGCAGCAAGAAGAAGGGAAAGAAACCAAUUCUUGAAGGAGAAAAAGUGACAAAGCAAACUUUGAUGGAACUAGCCUUGAGUGAACAACUGAGAGAGAGACAGGAAAUGGAAAAGAAGUUGCAAAAACUUGCUAAAACGAUGGAUUAUUUGGAAAGAGCAAAAAGAGAAGAGUCAGCUCCCUUAAUUGAAGCUGCAUUUCAACAGCGUGUGGUGGAAGAGAGGAUUCUUCAUGAACGUGAACAACAGCUGGAAAUUGAGUUGAGCCAACAGCGGCAUGAAGGGGACCUAAAGGAGAAGAAUAGGUUGGCACGUAUGUUGGACAAUAAGAUGAUAUUCCAAGAAAGGGUGAUGAGCCGUCGGCAAGCAGAAUUUGACAAAAGAAGACAGGAGAGAGAGGAGCAAAUUAGUCAGAUGAUUCAGGCUCGUAAACUGGACAGGGAGGCUAAAAGAAAGAAAAUCUUUUAUGUAAGGUCUGAGGAAGAAAAACACAGAAAGCGUCAAGAAGAGGAGGAAGCUCGCAAGCAUGAAGAAGCUGAGAGGCGAAGGAAAGAAGAAGCUGAGCGCAAGGCAAAAUUGGAUGAGAUUGCUGCAAAGCAGAGGCAAAGAGAGCUGGAGCUAGAAGAAAAGGAAAGGCAGAGAAAAGAGGCACUCCUAGGGAGAUCUACUGCUGCUGCUGCUGCUGAGAUUCCUCCUGCUCGUCCAGUUGAGCCUGGAGCUACUGCUCCAGCCGCUCCUGCUGCUGCUGCUGCUGCAUCAUCGUCUGGAAAAUAUGUGCCUAGGUUCCGGCGACAGAUUGCUGAAGGCUCUGGGCAGGCUCCUCCUCCUGAACCUGAUCGUUGGGGCAGUGGCAGGCAGGAUGAUCGCCCAUCCCAGCCUAGUGAUAGGUGGCGCAGUAGUGGUGAUGACCGGAGACCAUCCUUUGGCAGUUCAAGGUCCAGUUGGUCCUCAUCCAGGAACCAGCCACGUGGCUCAGAACGCUGAUCACAUGGAGUUUGGUUGUUUUGCUUGAAACAGGUCAAUUUUGAUUUUAUUAAGCUUGGAAUUUAUCUGGUGGACCUAAGAAAAUACUCCUAGUUCUUUGAUUUAAAAUGAUUAAAGACCUACCAAAGAGCUGUUACUUCUCUUUUUUCUUUGUGGUCCUUUUUGUUUGAUUUUCUUUGCAAUCUUCUGCAAUGUUAUCUUUUGUAAACUGCCUUUGUACUCUAGAAGAUUGACGGAGUUAUUUUUUUGGCUUCUCA
Messenger RNA from Ziziphus jujuba (common jujube), 3381 nucleotides. RefSeq names its product eukaryotic translation initiation factor 3 subunit A. Gene Ontology annotation, biological process: formation of cytoplasmic translation initiation complex; translation reinitiation. Gene Ontology annotation, cellular component: eukaryotic translation initiation factor 3 complex, eIF3e; multi-eIF complex; eukaryotic translation initiation factor 3 complex, eIF3m. Bases 227 to 3124 code for a protein of 965 amino acids. The record is from RefSeq and is a predicted model, not a curated record. The transcript is spliced from 14 exons. NCBI's taxonomy places the organism in Eukaryota, Viridiplantae, Streptophyta, Magnoliopsida, Rosales, Rhamnaceae. Gene Ontology annotation, molecular function: translation initiation factor activity; mRNA binding.